CAUGGCUGCGAACCUGAAACUGUAUCGCACCAGAAACUGAUUUGUUAUUGUAAUGAAAUAAGUAUUUUUAUUAUGUUCAUAUGACAGUUAUUUAAUAUUAUUUCUAUCACCUAUUAUUUUUUAAACAUAUGCAAUAAUAUAAUAGUUGCUUAAAGACGUUGAAUUCGUUUGGAAGAAAUAUUGAAGAGGUUAAGUGAAGUUAACCUCAAAUAACUUUAUUUCAUUCCAUGUUUAUAUUAUUUAUAAAAUAGAACGAAUGAUAUAAUUUCAAGUGCAUUCAGGAUGGUUUAUAGUUCUAAAUCUAAGAGACAGAAAUAAUAAAACAGUUUCUACACUUUUCCUAUUGUUGGUUGAUGAGAAGUAAACAUAACCUGCUGCCGAUAUCAAAAUCAUUAUGAGUAAAUACAGGAGAAAAGAAUCCUCCAGCGAGGAUAGCGACAGCGAAGAAGAGAGACGUAAGAAGGAUAUCAAGGAAAGAGAUGAAUUUGCUAAUCGUCUCAAGGCAAAAGAUGAAACUAGAAUACGAAAAGUUGCUAUGCCAGCUGGUUCCGGAGCAGCUGAAGCAGCGAAAAGACUCAAGAUCAUGGAAACAGAUAUGCGAGAAAAGUUGGUACCAAAGCUACGAGUAGAAUCUCGUAGAAAAUAUUUGGAAAAACGUAAAGAAGAUAAAGUGGCUGAACUAGAAGCUGAUAUUAUCGAUGACGAAUAUCUAUUCGAAGAUCAAGUAUUGACAGACCGAGAAAAGAAGGAGAGGGAACACAAGAAACAGUUACUGCAGUUAGCGAAAGAACAUGAAAGGGCUAGAGAGCUCGAAAGAGUGCAACGUUAUCACAUGCCUUUAGAAAAAGGAAAAGUUGAACCGGAACAAGAUGUGCACGACAACGAGCCACCGCAAUCCGAACAAAGCAAAUGGGAAUCCGAUCAAAUGUCAUCUGCUGUUUUUCGUUUUGGCGCUAAAGACAGAAAAGCUCAGCAAGAUUAUGAUCUUCUUUUGGAGGAUGAGGUAGAAUUUGUUCAGGCGUUGCGUAUGCCUGGCAGCGAGAAAGACCGAAGACGUGAUGCGAGUCCACCACCGCAAGUGAAAGCAUUACAAACUAUACAGGAAACGAAAAAAAGUUUACCAAUUUACCCCUUCAGAAACGACUUGAUUCAAGCUAUCAAAGAUCAUCAGGUAUUGAUAAUAGAGGGAGAAACGGGUUCCGGAAAAACCACACAGAUCCCACAAUACCUAUACGAGUCCGGGUUUGCAGAAGAUAACAAAAUUAUCGGCUGUACUCAACCGAGGCGAGUGGCUGCUAUGUCCGUGGCGGCAAGAGUUGCCCAUGAAAUGGCUGUGAAAUUGGGAAAUGAAGUGGGCUACGCGAUUCGUUUCGAGGAUUGCACUUCCCAUCGAACUCGAAUUAAGUACAUGACCGACGGUACGCUCCAUCGAGAAUUUCUGAGCGAGCCAGACUUGGCUUCUUACAGUGUCAUGAUCAUCGACGAAGCUCAUGAACGUACAUUACACACUGACAUAUUAUUUGGAUUGGUAAAGGAUAUCACGAGAUUCCGACAGGACUUGAAAUUGUUGAUUUCAUCGGCCACUUUGGACGCGACGAAAUUCAGCGAGUUCUUCGACGACGCUCCCAUUUUCCGGAUACCUGGUCGACGGUUUCCCGUCGAUAUCUAUUACACCAAAGCGCCCGAGGCGGAUUACAUUGAUGCCUCCGUCGUUUCCAUCCUUCAAAUACACGCUACUCAACCUCCUGGCGAUAUACUGGUGUUUUUAACAGGUCAGGACGAAAUAGAAACGUGUCAGGAAAUGUUACAAGAAAGAGUGAGACGAUUAGGGUCGAAAUUGGGAGAACUGAUGAUUUUGCCCGUUUACGCGAAUCUUCCAAGCGAUAUGCAGGCGAAAAUAUUUCAGCCAACUCCGUUCGGCGCUAGGAAGGUAGUUCUCGCUACUAAUAUAGCUGAAACAUCAUUAACUAUAGACAACAUAGUAUACGUGAUAGACCCUGGAUUCGCAAAACAGAACAAUUUUAAUUCGAGAACAGGCAUGGAAAGUUUGAUGGUAGUUCCAAUCAGUAAAGCUUCCGCCAAUCAGAGAGCGGGUAGAGCCGGUAGAGUAGCUCCAGGAAAGUGUUUCCGACUCUAUACGGCCUGGGCUUAUCAACACGAGUUAGAAGAUAAUACAGUACCUGAAAUUCAGAGGAUUAACUUGGGUAACGCUGUGCUCACUCUAAAGGCAUUGGGUAUAAACGAUUUGGUUCAUUUCGAUUUCCUCGAUCCACCACCACACGAAACGUUGGUCCUAGCAUUGGAGCAGCUCUACGCUUUGGGAGCUUUGAAUCAUCGCGGAGAACUGACGAAACUCGGACGAAGAAUGGCCGAGUUCCCGUUGGACCCGAUGAUGGCCAAGAUGCUAUUAGCCAGUGAACAGUAUCGUUGCUCGGAGGAGGUUGCCACCAUCGCUGCGAUGUUGUCAGUGAAUGGAGCCAUCUUCUACAGACCAAAAGAUAAAAUCAUACACGCGGACACGGCGAGAAAAAAUUUCCACGUACCAGGCGGCGAUCACCUCACUCUGCUAAACGUGUACAAUCAGUGGCAGCAGAGCGAUUUUAGCACCCAUUGGUGUUAUGAAAACUUCAUUCAGCAUCGGUCGAUGAAACGGGCAAGGGACGUCAGAGAGCAAUUGGUCGGAUUAAUGCAGCGGGUCGAGAUGGAGCUCGUUUCGGGGAUCUCGGAAACCGUGAACGUCAGAAAGGCUAUCACAGCAGGUUACUUCUACCACGUAGCUCGAUUGUCUAAAGGUGGUCAUUACAAGACGGCUAAGCACAAUCAAACGGUAUCGAUUCAUCCGAAUAGUUCACUUUUUCAAGAACUACCGCGUUGGCUGCUGUACCAUGAGCUGGUUUUCACCACAAAAGAAUUUAUGCGACAGGUGACGGAGAUUGAAAGCAAAUGGCUUUUGGAAGUCGCCCCGCAUUAUUACAAACCAAAAGAACUAGAGGACUCCACGAAUAAGAAGAUGCCGAAAGUCGCGGGAAGAUCGCGUCCAGAUGGAACCAAUUAAUUUUGUACAAUUAACGUAAUUAAAUGCUUGUGGAAUGUACAUAUAGAAUUUGUAUGAAUUUGUAUUGUACAAAAGCUUAUAUUGUUGCUUGUACAACAUUAUUUUUUAAAAAAGAAUCUUCCAGCAGAAAAGACAUUUGUAUUUGUUAGCUACAAUUAAUUAAAAUAUUUAUACUUCACGGAAUACAUAGUAGCAAUAAGUAUAAUGUAAAAUACACGAACUUGUAGUUAACAAAUAUAUUGGUAACCAUUUGUACUGUACUGUUAAUGCACUUUAUUUUAAUACAAAAAUGUCGAGA
Messenger RNA from Hylaeus volcanicus, 3353 nucleotides. It is a transcript of the gene l(2)37Cb, whose product is annotated as pre-mRNA-splicing factor ATP-dependent RNA helicase DHX16. Bases 395 to 3055 code for a protein of 886 amino acids. Gene Ontology annotation, cellular component: intracellular anatomical structure; catalytic step 2 spliceosome. The transcript is spliced from 11 exons. Lineage: Eukaryota; Metazoa; Arthropoda; Insecta; Hymenoptera; Colletidae. The record is from RefSeq and is a predicted model, not a curated record. Gene Ontology annotation, molecular function: RNA binding; ATP binding.